CUCCAGCAGAAAACAGCGUUCUGUCACAUUUCAGGAGGGGGAAAAGUGGUGGUCUAUUGAAAGGGGUGCAUGCAGUGUGAAACAAAGACAAAGGCAGAGCGGGAGCAGCUAGACGGGGUGUGAACGCGCACACUGCCGCACCGCGCGCUGCUUUUGUGCUGUGUGUGCUCGUAACAGCGCAGCGUUGCAGGAGUGAUGGGGAGGAAGGCGAGAGGGGUUUCGUGUGCAGCGGCUGCUCAGUCCUGAGUGCUGAAGGAAGGAGGAGAGAGGAGAGGAGGACGGAGAGGAGCUCUGAGGCUCCACACUGCGGGCUCUGCGGCCACUUCUGGAGGAAUCCGCUACGGCUCAGGAAGGCGUCAGCUGCACCAGCAGGUAUGGGCUAUGAGGCACACUGCAGCGCUGCAAUGAGAAGCGUGUGGGUCACUGCUGUCUUCGUCUCCUUCACAUGGCGUCUCAGCCUCUGCCAGACGGCCACAGGGACUCCUAAUGAGGCCGAGCUGAAUGACAACAUCACAGUUUUCACACGCAUCCUGGACGGGCUGCUGGAUGGCUAUGAUAACAGGCUGCGGCCGGGCCUGGGAGAAAAGGUGACUGAGAUUAAGACGAAUAUCUUUGUCACCAGCUUUGGCCCUGUGUCAGACACUGAGAUGGAGUACACAAUCGAUGUGUUUUUCCGCCAAAGUUGGAAGGACGAGCGCUUGCGCUUUAAGGGGCCCAUGGGGAUGCUGCCUCUGAACAACCUGCUGGCUAGUAACAUCUGGACCCCUGACACCUUCUUCUUGAAUGGCAAGAAAUCCAUUGCUCACAACAUGACCACACCCAACAAACUGCUGAGGCUGCAAGACGACGGCACGCUGCUAUACACUAUGAGGCUGACCAUUUCUGCUGAAUGUCCAAUGCAGCUGGAAGAUUUCCCUAUGGAUGCUCAUGCCUGUCCCCUCAAGUUUGGAAGCUAUGCGUACCCGAUCUCAGAGGUUGUGUAUAAGUGGACCCAGGGCCCGGCCAAGUCUGUGGUUGUGGCGGAAGAAGGUUCCCGACUCAACCAGUACCAUCUGGUUGGCCAGACAGCCGGCACUCAGGACAUCAGCACCAGCAGAGGUCAAUACACGGUGAUGAUGGCCCACUUCUACCUGAAGAGGAAGAUUGGUUAUUUUGUAAUUCAGACCUACAUGCCCUGCUUCAUGACGGUCAUCCUGUCCCAGGUGUCCUUCUGGCUCAACCGCGAGUCUGUCCCUGCCAGGACAGUUUUUGGUGUGACCACUGUAUUGACCAUGACCACGCUCAGUAUCAGUGCCCGGAACUCUCUGCCCAAGGUGGCCUAUGCCACAGCCAUGGAUUGGUUUAUCGCAGUGUGUUACGCCUUCGUCUUCUCUGCCCUUAUCGAGUUUGCCACAGUCAACUACUUCACCAAACGCAGCUGGGCCUGGGACGGCAAGAAAGCCAUGGAGGCUCAACAGCCCAAAAAAAAAGAUCCGUUGGCACUAUCAAAGAAGGCCAACAAUGCCUGCUCCACCGGAGUGAACUUCACGGCUAACAUCACCAAGGACGCCGCCAUUGCCACCAUUUCCAACAGCACGGCUGUUCAGAUGAAGUGCGCCGAGACCAAGCCAGCACUGGACCCCAAAAAGACCUACAACAGCGUCAGCAAGAUCGACAAGAUGUCCCGGAUAGUGUUCCCUGUCCUCUUUGGCACCUUCAACCUGGUCUACUGGGCCACGUACCUCAACAGGGAACAGGUCAUCAAAACGAAUGUUUGACCCAUGCAGAAUGGCCACCACCUCCCUGACCUUUCCACCCUUUUUCCCCUUCAUGUCUUUCUUCUGUCCAUUCUGCCAUUCAUGACCGCCAUGAACUAAACCUGCGAGGAACAAAAACGAUGCCAAACAUUUAUUCACUCCACAGCUUAUCCAAAAAGCUCUCCUGUACUCUUUCCCUUCUGUGUUCAAAGAUUGCAUGAUCGAUUCAAAGCUCUGUGGGAAUACUAUCGCCAUAUCUGCCUUGACUUUCUACUGUAUAUUACUCUUCUACUAGGAUUUCAUAGGUGAUGUUGCAUUUAUCUUCUAUUGUAAUGUACUCAACAAAAGCAAGGAUUUCGCUCAUAAUUAAUCAAGUUUCCAACUUUCAAAAAUGAUAAGACAAAAACUAUUAUGCAUUUGGCAUCCACAUCUAUCAGUGAGUCAAAUAAUAAUGUACAUAAUUACAAGUACAGCAAUGCCAAAUGCAACGCAAAAAAAAGUUUUUUUCUACUGUAUCAAUGCUCAUCUUGAAAACCUUGCUUUGUACGAAUGAGCUCGAGGCUUCUAGUGUUUAAGUUGUAGCUUGAGCAUUUUGAAGCAGCGAGUGGCGAUGCAAAGCGGACAAAUAGCCAUGCUAAAAGUGUUGCCUUCAGAGAGACAAUACCGUAAGAGUGCACUGAAAUCUCCAGCGAUUACCUUUUUAAAAACAAUCUUGAGUCCAGCUUUCAUUUUACUCAUCUUUGUUAUAGCUUAAAGCCAUUUUUCAAGUAAGCGGGCUGACUUGCAUUGCGCCCCCUAGUGGCAGCUUUUGAAACUUUGCUCUUUAAUACUGCAGUAUGUGGAGUAAAGAAGGUCGGGUUGCAGUUAAGACUUUCAAAUCACUUGUAUAUAGGCUGUGUAUGCUUUGCUUUAAUGUCAGCUCUUGACCCUCUGGGGAAGAACUGAAAAUUGUGCUACGACGCUAUGCUAAUGUGCAGCUAAAUAAACAUAAAUGUAAGCUAGACCUCGAGUCGUGGAACUGCAGAUUGCAGCAUUGAUUAGCGUGAUUAGCUUGAGCUUUGAUAGACUAUGGCAUUUCUUUCCUGUUGCCACGUUGCCGGUCCUCUUAGUGUAGGCUUCGCCAUAAUCAUUGAGUUGUUGUUUUUCCUACCUAUAUUGAUAUGAAUUGCUUAUGAACUUAUUUAAUGUAGAGUAGCUUUCGAUGCUUUUUCUUUCCCCUGUGUUGUGACUUGGUCAGAGGGUUAUGGCUUUCUGCAGCUGGACAGAGGGUUCUGAAAAGGCUUGGGGUUUUUUCAUGCUACUGUGGAAAAUAAUUUAAGAGACUUUCUGUCAGACGCAAAGUCAGAACUGAAAGAUGAAAGACGAGAGCGUUACUGUCAGAUCUCAAGCAAAUGGCCAGAGGUGGGUAGCGUAGUCUGACACAUACUCAAGUUAAAAGUAUUGUUACUAAGUCUGUGACAGUUAUUGAUCGCAGUUAUUUGAGAUGAUUGCAGUUAUUUUAGCUGACCACGAUUAUUUUCCACAGUUGUUAACUUUCACAAUCAUGUGUUUACCUCUCAACAAACAGGACGCUAAAUUGGCAUGGUAAAUAAAAGGAAACAGAAAACGCAAAGGUUCUUCUGACUAUGACACCUUUAAAGGGCAGCAGUAAAUAGUUGUUCAUUUGAGCUUGAGCUGUGCCUUUCGUCAACUGGGAGCUACUAGCUAAGCAUUGACAACUACGAAGUAAGACAGCUAAUCAGCCAUUUUUUGCCACUUUAGGCCUGUACUUCAGUAGUUGAGUGCAACAAACAAAAAACACAGCUAUUAAUCUUAAUUACACAGCAGUUAAUUAUCAGCUAAAUGAUCCUGAUCCUGACAGGCCUAACUGUUACAUCAAUGACCUAAUGACUCAGGUAGAAGUAAAAGUAGCCUGGCCUAGAGUUCAAAAAAUCAGGUCCCCUCAAAUACUGGGCUCCCAAUAGAACUGCAGUGGAACAUCUAAGUAGAUCCAACAUCCAUCAGCUUAGGAAUAUGUUUUUGUGGGUGUUCUGUUCUUCUUUUUCUCUAAAAUAAAAUGCUGAAGCAAGAGCUGUGAGCAACAGCAAAGCAGUCUAGAACCAUUAGAACAGAAAAAAUAAAAUCAUAUGCAGAAGUUUGGGCCCCAAGAUCCAAUACAGUUACACAUAUUGUUCAUUUUCUAAGCAAAAAUAAGUAAACAUCCUCUACAGAGAACACACCUCACCAGUAUUGAAAUCAACAAAUAAAUAGGAACUACAGUCUAAAAUUAGCAAUUGUCACUUAGAAAAUCAACAAAACUUGUAAUUUGACCAGGGGUGUCCUAACUUUUAGAUAAUGUGAAAGGUUAAGGUGGAACUGAGAAAUUCAUUUCCACACAAAUAUACUUGAAUAGAAGCAAAACUAUUCAAAAAGACUCAGACAUAUACAUGUAAUCAAGUAAAUGUAACUAGCUACUACCCACUGCAAAUGGCCAGAGUACAUAUUUAUGCAGAACUGAGGCUGAACAUGGAUAAAAUAACUGCAGAGAUAGAAGAAAAGGUGUAUGUAUGCCCUCCUGAGAACAAAAGAGAGAGAGACAGAGAUAGAGAAUUGAGUUAUGAAGGUGAAAGUGAUGCUGAAGUGUGAUGACACCUCUGCGGGCGCUUGGCAGUGAUCCCCAAUUGUCGUGAGGGCAGAGACAGCAGAGCAUGGCUCAGGGACAGACUGACAGUGAGACAGUGAUAGAGAUGGAGAGAGGAAUGUGAUGAGGACACUCCCUGCAUUUCAGCAGCUUCAUUGAGGUCCAUAGGCUGUUCUCAAUCUCUCAACCACGUUAUAAUAAACAUUGCCUUUCAUCCACUCGAGCUGACAGUCUGUAUGUCCUGUGGUGUGAUGUUGUCCUGGAAAAUAAGGGCACUGACCAGAUGAGUGCAACGGUGCAACUGCAGAAAGGCUCAGCUAUUAUACAGCAAUCAUUAGGCGGUGAUCUUGCAGUACUGAGGUGAGAUUAGCACAAUGGGAACCCAUGCACAUGAGCUUAGCAACUCAGCAGGUCACUGAAAGGCAGAGCUGCCAGCUAGACAUGCAGCUCAGAACUCAUGUAACCACCAAUCAGGGCUUUAUAUGUGGGGGAAACAAAGAUGUGCCAUUUUAAAGAAACAACUCAAGAGUUGCGAAGAGUGAGUUGUGCUCUCUUUCAGAAGAAUCGAUUCUUUCAGAGAUGUACAGUUGCCAUGUAAAGCAUACAUAUGUCCGAAGCAAUAAAUUCAUGCCUGAUAUGC
Molecule: messenger RNA, 4996 nt
Organism: Colossoma macropomum (tambaqui)
Lineage: Eukaryota; Metazoa; Chordata; Actinopteri; Characiformes; Serrasalmidae
Gene: gabra5
Product: gamma-aminobutyric acid type A receptor subunit alpha5
Exons: 10
Coding region: 375-1757 (460 amino acids)
Biological process (GO): signal transduction; synaptic transmission, GABAergic; nervous system process
Cellular component (GO): synapse; GABA-A receptor complex; neuron projection
Molecular function (GO): benzodiazepine receptor activity; inhibitory extracellular ligand-gated monoatomic ion channel activity; transmitter-gated monoatomic ion channel activity involved in regulation of postsynaptic membrane potential
Source: RefSeq, a predicted model, not a curated record